This is a messenger RNA of Pneumocystis carinii B80, 665 nucleotides long. RefSeq lists its product as hypothetical. NCBI's taxonomy places the organism in Eukaryota, Fungi, Ascomycota, Pneumocystomycetes, Pneumocystales, Pneumocystaceae. The record is from RefSeq and is a predicted model, not a curated record. The coding region runs from base 59 to 622 and encodes 187 amino acids. Gene Ontology annotation, biological process: protein targeting to ER. The transcript has 4 exons. Gene Ontology annotation, cellular component: mitochondrion; endoplasmic reticulum.
AAAAAACUGAGGUUAGGUAAAAGCAUAGUAAUAAAUAAUUUUGUAAACUUUUAUAAAAAUGAGUCCUCAAAUUACAAAUCUUAUGAUAAUUUUAGGCACAAUGCAAAUUUCAAAAAGAAUAAAUUUCGAUGAUCCCGAAGUUUUAUUUUAUAUUAGAUGUCUUUGCAUUGCUUCAAAUGUAAUUAUUGCGUUGGUUUAUUAUUUAUGUUAUAUUUCUAUCCGAAGAAAAAAUGAUCUUACUACUUUAAAAUAUAUUAAAUCUUCUAUGAGCGGUCAGUCUGAAGAACAACUUGUUGUAACUACAGUCAAAGAAUAUGAUACUAUUGAGUUGAAGAAGGCUAUAAAGCAAUCCUUUGUAGGAGUUUGUAUGAUAGCAGUGAUGCAUUUAUACUUUAAAUUUUCUCAGCCUCUUCUUGUACAGUCUAUUUUACCUCUUAAAACAGUGUUAGAAGGAAAGAUUGUGCAACUACAUCUGUGGAAAAAAUCUGCGUCUGGAGAACUUAAAAGACCUUUUAAGAAACAACAAGGAUUUUUUGGUGUUUCUAUAGGAGAUGAUAUUAAAACAGACAAGAAAAGUAUUGAGCAGGCGGAGAAAGCUGGAGUUGGUGCAAAAGAAGAGUAAAUUUUACAAUAGUUGAAUACAAUUUGCAUAAUAUUUAUUGAUG